CUAUACCCCUAACCCAAUCAGAACCCCUCGACCAGUGUCAAAUGAUGACACCUGCCACCAUGUCAUUUGAGCGGCUCUAGAAGCAGCGCCCAGUAUGUAAGCAGAAUUUGGAGGGAAACUCACAAUACUGAAUUGAACCCUAGCUCCUUCUCCAUUUUCCGAUCAUCCACUGAACUUACUGUUCUGUGCUUAAUGUGAAGUUUUUGAAACUAAUGGCCGCCUCCCGUGCCAUUAAAGCAGCCUUCAAGUGCUCGCCGCCGGUCAUCUCCUGGAAAUCUACCGGCAAGAUACAGCAAACAUUAUCGAGUUGUAUUGAACGAACCGGACUGGGGCUCCACUCAGGCAAGGAAUCAACCGUGAGAAUUCGGCCGGAACUUGCAGGUGAAGGCAGGUACUUUGCGCUUGGGUCGAAUCGGAUCGAUGCGUCUAUUGGGUUUGCCAGGGAGUCGCGUCUGUGCACCACAUUGUGCAAAGAUGGGUACAGUGUGAGAACUGUUGAGCACUUGCUUUCUGCUCUAGAGGCAUGUGGUAUAGACAAUUGUCGAAUCGAAGUUGAAAACUCCGUCUCUGAUGAUCAGUCUGUUGAGGUUCCUAUAUUUGAUGGGUCAGCAAGGGAAUGGGUGAGAGCGAUACAAGAAGUUGGAUUGGAGGUAGCGGCUCAUCCCAGUGGGGAAAACUAUGAUAAGUUGGCACCUUAUGUCAAUGAACCUAUUCACAUGUGGAAAAAUGACGCCUUUAUUGCUGCAUUCCCUUCAUCAAACAUCAGGAUCAGCUAUGGAAUUAACUUUCCACAGGUAGAAAAGAUUUGGCAAUCAGGACUCAUUCAGGGUGGCUCUCUAGAAAGUGCUAUUGUUUGUAGUGAGAGUAGAGGCUGGUUGAAUGCACCCCUCCGUUACGACGAUGAGCCCUGCAGACACAAGGUAUUGGAUCUUAUUGGGGAUCUUUCACUUCUUGCUAGAGCUGGAAGUCAGGGACUUCCUGUAGCUCACAUAGUUGUCUAUAAGGGUGGACAUGCACUGCACACCGAUUUUGUUCGCCACUUCUCAAGUAUUGAGUGAAGAACAAAGGAAGCUUCAAUUGUCAGGGUCGCAUAGUGUUCACUGUAGCAUAUGAAAGAAGGACAGUUGGGGAACAUGCUGGAUGAAGACCCUUCACUUAUGGCUCUGUUGUUUGGAAAUGAUACUCUCAUCUUAUUAAAUUAGUGAAUUCACCAAAUACUUCCUCCGUCCCAAAAAGAACUUCAUUAUUUGAGUGUACAGAGUUCUAGAAAAGUGUUGAAAAGUGAGAAAGCAUGGAUGAAAUUUGUUUGAAAGAGUGAGAAGUUUUGUUGGUCAUAUUUUCUUUACCAAAAGAGUAGAAAUGUGAAGUUAUUUUUGAGACAUCCAAACAAGAAAAGUGUAAAUUUCUA
Messenger RNA from Cuscuta campestris, 1408 nucleotides. NCBI's taxonomy places the organism in Eukaryota, Viridiplantae, Streptophyta, Magnoliopsida, Solanales, Convolvulaceae. The record is from the annotation of a GenBank genome assembly.